Molecule: messenger RNA, 2376 nt
Organism: Cyclopterus lumpus (lumpfish)
Lineage: Eukaryota; Metazoa; Chordata; Actinopteri; Perciformes; Cyclopteridae
Gene: mgat5b
Product: alpha-1,6-mannosylglycoprotein 6-beta-N-acetylglucosaminyltransferase B
Exons: 17
Coding region: 1-2376 (791 amino acids)
Biological process (GO): protein N-linked glycosylation
Cellular component (GO): Golgi apparatus
Molecular function (GO): alpha-1,6-mannosylglycoprotein 6-beta-N-acetylglucosaminyltransferase activity
Source: RefSeq, a predicted model, not a curated record
AUGAUUGCGACCAGCGCCGACCUUUCCAUUAUGGUGAGGAGAUGUCUUCUCACUUUCAAACCGUUCAGGAUCUUCGUGGUGGGGAUCGGCUUCUUCAGCCUGUGCUUUCUAAUGACCUCUCUCGGGGGCCAGUUCUCGGCCAAGAGAUCCGGGGAGUCCCCCUUCACGGUGCGAGCUGAAGUGCUCAGUGGACAUGAAUCUCGGGGGGUGCUGAGGAAAAUCAGUGACAUGCUGGAGGUCAUCAUGAAGAGGAUGGAUGCUCUGUCUAAACUGGGUAACGCCACAGAUAGCCACAGACUGGAAGAGCUCAGCUCGGCCCUGGACAGGAUUCAGCCGGUCGGGCUCGUGGAGCGGAUGCAGGCCAUCGCCCAGAACAUGUCUGACAUGGCGGUGAGGGUGGAGCAGAUCCUCCAGCGCAGCGUGGCCAGCAACAGAGGCAGGGAAGGGACGUUAGGGCAAUGUGAGAUUCCCAAAGAUCCUCGUUACCCAGACUGCUCCAGCAAGAUGGACUGGAUGCGGGCUCGUUGGACCUCAGACCCUUGCUAUGCCUUUUAUGGUGUGGACGGCUCAGACUGCUCAUUCCUGGUCUACCUGAGCGAGGUGGAGUGGUUCUGCCCCCCACUGCCCUGGAGGAACCAGACUGCCACACCCACCUUGAAGCCUCCACCCAGGAGACAGGCUGUUUUCCAGUCUGACAUCGGGGCUCUGCUGGAGCAGGUGGGCACCGGGAAGGAGUCACUGAGCUUCAUGAAGAGACGCAUACGCAGGAUGGCAGCACAGUGGGCCUCUGCCGCUCGACGGCUGGAUGACAAGCUCAACAACCACGGGAGAGAGCAGAAAAGGAUUCUAGUUCAUGUGGGCUUUCUGACAGAGGAGUCUGGGGAUGUGUUCAGUCCCAAAGUGCUGAAAGGGGGUCCUCUGGGUGAGAUGGUGCAAUGGGCCGACAUCCUCACAGCCCUCCAUGUGCUGGGACACAACCUCAAGAUCUCGGUUUCUCUCAAGGAGCUGCACGGGUUUUUGGGGGUUCCUCCAGGAAGAGGAAGCUGCCCUCUGACAGGACCUCUGCCCUUUGACCUCAUCUACACAGACUACCACGGCUUGCAGCAGAUGAAGCAGCACAUGGGUCUGUCACUGAGGAAGCACAAGUGCCACAUCCGAGUUAUUGACACCUUCGGCACGGAGCCGGCUUACAACCACGAGGAGUAUGCCACGACGCACGGCUACAGGACCAACUGGGGCUACUGGAACCUCCACGGCCAGCAGUACAUGACCAUGUUCCCCCACACUCCAGAUAACUCCUUUAUGGGUUUCGUGGCGGAGGAGCUGAAUGAGACGGAGAGACUGAACAUUCAGCGGAACAAGGUUAACAAUAUGGCGGUUGUCUACGGCAAAGAAGCCAGCAUGUGGAAGGUCAGUGGAAAGGAAAAGUUCCUGGCCAUUCUGCAUCGCUACAUGGAGAUCCAUGGAACGGUCUACUAUGAGACGCAGCGUCCUCCAGAGGUGCCUGCCUUUGUUAAGAACCACGGUCUGCUGCCUCAGCAGGAGCUGCAGCAGCUCCUCAGGAAGGCCAAGCUGUUCAUUGGGUUUGGCUUCCCCUACGAAGGUCCCGCCCCUCUGGAGGCCAUAGCCAAUGGCUGCAUCUUCCUACAACCCAAGUUUAACCCUUCUCACAGCUCUCUCAAUCAUGACUUCUUCAGAGGGAAGCCCACCUCCAGGAAGGUGUCCUCUCAGCAUCCUUAUGCAGAGCAGUACAUUGGCCGGCCGCAUGUCAUCACUAUCGACUUCAAUAACUCUGAAGAGUUUGAUGCGACCAUCCGUGAGAUUAUGAGAAUCAAUGUGGAGCCCUUCUUGCCCUAUGAGUACACCUGUGAGGGGAUGCUUGAAAGAGUGCACGCCUACAUUCAGAACCAGGACUUUUGCUCCCCUGAAGCUCCGUUUCCUCCAGUGAACUCGUCCUGGCUGACCAGUGCUCCCAGUCCUUUCCUCCUCCUGCCUAACUCCAGCAUCCUAGCCUGGGCAGCCAACGCAAGCUCCUACGCGACCUGGCCGCCCCUCAGCGCACUGCGCCUCUUGGCUUCGCUGGAGGAACAGUCGUGUGUGGAGGCGUGCCAGAGGGCGGGGCUUAUCUGCGAACCCGCCUUGUUUCGUUUCAUCAACAUUAAGGAGGCCUUCAGCGCGCUGGAGCUCCAGUGUGACGCAGUGGAGCUCGAGAUGAACCACCUCUUCCCUGCCUUCUCCGCGGAGCACGCUGAAUGUGGCCUGCAGCAGGAUCCGCUGCUCUUCAGCUGCGCCGGCUCCAGCGCCAAAUACCAGCGCCUGUGCCCCUGCAGAGACUAUCGUGUGGGCCAGGUGGCACUGUGCAGAGACUGCCUAUGA